GCAUUGGCAACGUUUUAGCCAACGAUAGGCCUGGCUAACUUGCUGAAGCUAUACUUGUUUGGGGAAUAAAGAAAGCGAAAGGAAAAGGGAUCUGAAGACAGGUUCUUAAAUAUAUCUAUAUAUUUUUUAUAAAUGUCCCGAAUACUUAUAAACCAUUAAUCGAUAGAGGUACAACAGAAGCUAUCAAACGUUUCUCUCUCCAACUCCUAUCAGUCCACCAGAGAGGAGUGAAGAGGGAGUGCAGACUGCAAACAGAAUGACAAGCUCGGCUCCCAGAAUGGUUAACAGCUACAAGCGAACCUCUAGCCCCAGAUCCCCCACCAACACUGGGGAGCUCUUCACUCCAGCUCAUGAGGAGAAUGUGCGCUUCAUCCACGAAACCUGGCAGUGUGUUCUCAGGGACAUCAGAUCACCGCAGAACAGCGAGCGCAACGACCGUGGACCCCAGGAGUACGUGGAGAAGAACCCUAACCCUAACCUCCAUUCUUUUACACCAGUGGACCUGAGUGACAUGAAGAGACGCAACACACAGGAAGCCAAGAAGUCCUAGUCUCUCCCUGCCAGUCCGGCAGCUUCUCUCUCCACCUCGUAUCCUCUGGAACUUGAUCCUACGCCAACCUCCCGUCAGCCUUCCAGCCUCUCUGGCCAGCUCAGAAUAUAGACCCAUCCCUUCCUGUCUCUCUCUCACUUUUCAUCUCUCUUUCUCUAUAUCUCUCUCUUUUCUUCCCCCCCUGGAUCACAACACGCUGCCCACUUUACUGUGGCACAGUGACGCUGAUGUCCAGAAAUGAACAUCACAGUUGAUAUGGUCCCCAUGCUUUCUACCCCUCCACCCCCCAUCAUAUGGAUGGAAUGCAAGAGGAUUGGGAUCUUCCUCUUCUCCUGGCUCUUGAUUCCUAAGUCAUGAGUACUUCAUGUUCAUUCUGUUUUUUUUUAUCGUGAACAGGACAGAUUCAGAGUAUCAUGACAUGUGCUGACCACAACCCGAUGCCGAGGUACAAAACUGGACACAAACUCUUCACAGGGACACAAACAAAAGACUGCAGUCUUAAAUAGAAACUCUUGUUUUCUUAUCAAUCUACAAACGUAACUAUGGAGGAGAAUGCUGAAAGGCUGACAUUUUUAGUUCUAUAUUUUUUGGGAAGAAGAUAGUUUGAUAGCUGAAUUGUAGAUGUAUUGAAAUUUAAUCAAGACUGUACAGGCGAGUUUUGGAAGCCAAAUAUUAUUCAAUAGCGACGCCAACAUUUUUAUUGUUAAUUAUUCCCCCAUUCAAAUGGACUUCAAGUACACUUCCUGUCAGUAUACUGCCCUAAAUUGACUUCCUGGCCUCGAAACAAAACAUUGAAUAAAAACUUUUACAAUA
Molecule: messenger RNA, 1363 nt
Organism: Hypomesus transpacificus
Lineage: Eukaryota; Metazoa; Chordata; Actinopteri; Osmeriformes; Osmeridae
Gene: mcrip1
Product: MAPK regulated corepressor interacting protein 1
Exons: 5
Coding region: 257-550 (97 amino acids)
Source: RefSeq, a predicted model, not a curated record